This is a messenger RNA of Neoarius graeffei (lesser salmon catfish), 2397 nucleotides long. RefSeq names its product Rho guanine nucleotide exchange factor (GEF) 16 (gene arhgef16). The transcript has 15 exons. Gene Ontology annotation, molecular function: protein binding; guanyl-nucleotide exchange factor activity. The record is from RefSeq and is a predicted model, not a curated record. The coding region runs from base 198 to 2189 and encodes 663 amino acids. Gene Ontology annotation, biological process: activation of GTPase activity. Lineage: Eukaryota; Metazoa; Chordata; Actinopteri; Siluriformes; Ariidae.
ACUCCAGCAAGGAGGUUGUGGGCGUGGCUUUCACACCUGUGUACAUCCGGAAGGCUCGCGCUUUGGUCGUCGGUUAAAUACGUCACGGUGUUAGGCUAUGUAGGUUACGACAGUGGUCCAGUGAGAGCCCAGAACCAAUGAAACUGUUGUGGCAGACACUCUUCACCACUUCCCUUCCAAAGUAAAACAGGUCCACCAUGUCACAUGAACAAUCCCAGACAUCAACAGGGGACCAGUCUCCUCUCCUGGACAGCAUGCUGUCCUCCAAGCUUGAUCUGGAUCGCGAGGCUGAUUCUUCAAGUACGUCAGUCACUGUACCUGAGCAGCCUCCACGGACUCCUAUAAUCCUCAGCACAGAGAGUGAAGCGGCUCGGAAGCUUGGAACCACGCAGCUCAUCCCCAAAAACCUGGCUGUCACCAGUCGACCGAAGAAUCGCCACCACACCACAGUGGUCACGCUGCCUGUGGUCCUUGAAGCCCAAAAGAACAUCCAGCGUUUCUCUCAUGAUCCAAGUGCCUCCUGGGAGGACUAUGACAGUGAUGAUGGUGGCUUGCGUAGGAACCGCAGGAACAAGUCAUACCGAGCUGCUGUCACCAGUCUUGAUGCAGAUUUGAUCUGGAAACAGGACCUUCUGCAGCCUUUUAGUGAGGAGAAGGAGAAAACCCCAAGUCCAAAACCAGUUUCCCACCCUGGACGCAAACGAACCUUGGGUAGGAGGAGGAGGCAGAAGCAUGGUGGAUCCUUUAAAGAUGAUCCACGGUUAUACCAGGAAAUCAAAGAAAGAGGCCUCCAGUCUAACAACCUGGGGCCUGAUGAUGAUUUCAACCAACUACCGGAGGAGGACCAGGGUAUUGUUAUGCAAAACUACAAGGCAGCAUACAUGACGUGGAGCCAGCUUCCUCAGGUGAAGGAGAUGGGCAUUCUGGAGAGCAUGUCACCUGAGGAGCGUAAGCGACAAGAGGCCAUUUUUGAGAUUAUGACAUCAGAGUAUUCCUACCUGCACAGUUUGGGGAUCCUGGUGCAUCAUUUCAAAAACAGUGAGGCAUUGAGGAAGACCCUGACCGCAACCGAACACCAUCAUCUGUUCUCCAAUAUCUCCACAGUCCACGAUAUCAGCAAGCGGUUUUUUGAGGAUCUUGAAAGGCGUCAUCAAAUGAAUCCUGUCAUUAAAGAAAUCAGUGACAUAGUCCAAGACCACGCUACAAAUUACUUUGAGCCAUACAUUGUAUAUUGCUCCAACGAGACCUUUCAGCAGAGGACACUGCAGAAACUACUUGCAUCUAAUAUUGCCUUUAAGGAGGUGCUGAAACAAAUCGAGAGCAGUCCUGAAUGUGGAGCAUUACCCAUGAUCUCCUUCCUUAUUCUGCCCAUGCAGAGAGUCACCCGUCUGCCCCUGUUGAUGGAUACCAUCUGCCAGAAGACAACUAAGCAGACAACUGAAUACUACACAGCUCUCUGGGCACUGAAGUCCAUCAGUAAGCUGGUAAAGAGUUGUAACGACGGUGCCCGGAGGAUGGAGCGCACUGAGCAGAUGUACACCAUCCAGAAACAGAUGGAUUUUGGAAAGAUCAAGCCAUUCCCGUUAGUCUCAUCCUCUCGCUGGCUGCUAAAGAGAGGCGAGCUGGCCGUGUGCACGGAGGAGCUCGGGAUCUUCUGGAAGGCCUUUAGCCAUAAGAGCUACUACCUCUUCUUGUUCAAUGAUGUACUCAUUGUUACCAAGAAAAAAAGUGAAGAAAGCUAUGUGGUGUUUGACUAUGCCACUCUGAGGAAUGUGGAAGUAGCAGAGGAGCAGGCUGGCAAGCUUUACCUGCGGCUGGAAAUGAAACCCAACAGCGAGGGGCGCUGUGACCAGAUGGCUCUGGUGGCUGAAAGCAAGCUGGACAGAGCUCGCUGGGUCACUGCUCUACACUGGUCUAAACAAGGAGAGGGUUCCCCUAACAAAGAUGAACUUCCUCAAUAUGAAUCCACCAAAGCCCAUAUGCCCAAAGAGCCAGAUGAGCUGAGUCUCCAGCAAGCUGAAGUAGUCAUUGUCCUGGAGGAAGUGGAGGGCUGGUGCUAUGGGGAGAGGAUGAGGGAUGGCGAAAGGGGCUGGUUUCCAGCCAGCUGCGCUACACAGAUCACCAACCGCACUGCUAUCGAGAACAACAUACAGCGCAUGGAGCGACUACGCAAAGAGACCAACGUUUGAUCAGAGCUAACUAGUCUAAAGUACAGAAAAGAUGCCAGUUUUGUUGAGUAAGCACAUGACCUGUUCUAUAGCACGAAUGAACUAUGCCCUUGCCCGAAGGUGGAAUCAAACAACAAACCAGUGAGAAACUUAACUUUUGAUUUUAUUGAGCUUGCUUUUUGUUAAAAUUCAUGUUUGGAUACAUAAAAAGUUAUUUAAAAAUGUCAAA